Molecule: messenger RNA, 1530 nt
Organism: Sorghum bicolor (sorghum)
Lineage: Eukaryota; Viridiplantae; Streptophyta; Magnoliopsida; Poales; Poaceae
Product: protein FAR1-RELATED SEQUENCE 5
Exons: 6
Coding region: 1-1530 (509 amino acids)
Biological process (GO): regulation of DNA-templated transcription
Source: RefSeq, a predicted model, not a curated record
AUGGAUAGCCACCUGGAAUUCGAAUCCGCCGUCGUCCUGGAUCGUGAUGCCGCCGCCAGUGCAGGUGUAGGCAUGGACUCUGUUGCCGGCGCGGCCAUAGAGAUCGACGACGUCACCACCAUGGAUAUCGCCACUGGUUCUGUGUCCAUUGAGGCCAUCGACGCAGGACUUGGAGCCUACCUUGAACAUCCACGCACACCACGGACAGAAUAUUCGCCGAGUGUAGCAGCAACAAGUGACACAAACAACAUAAAUUCUAAAGAACAUUUGAAGCCAGUGGUUGGAAUGAUGUUUGAUAGUGUCUCUGAUGUUGAAAAAUUCUACAAGUCGUAUGCACAUGAAGCUGGUUUCUCUGUUCGUAUUGGUCAGCAAAGGAAGGGAGAUGAGGAAAUAUUACUCAAGAGGUAUUAUUGUUCAAGACAAGGGUUCACUAAGGAGAAGGUACCUGAUGCUAGUGAAGAAUCUGGGAAAAAAAGAAAGGCACCGAAACAGAUGGAAACUAGAUGUGGUUGUCCGGCACAUAUUGUUGUAAAGCUUGACAGUGACAAGAAGUAUCGAAUAGUUUCAAUGGUUGAGGAUCACAGCCAUGGUUUUGUUUCGCCAGAUAAAAGGCAUUUGCUAAGAUCCAAUCGUAGAGUCAGUGAGAGGGUUAAGAGUACUUUGUUCAAUUGUCAGAAGGCUAGCAUUGGCACCUCACAGGCAUAUCGACUUCUCCAUGUCAGUGAGGGUGGGUUUGAGAAUGUUGGUUGCACCAAGAGGGAUUUACAAAAUUAUUAUCGUGACCUCAGAACCAAAAUUAAGGAUGCAGAUGCACAAAUGUUUGUGGCACAACUUGAGCGAAAGAAGGAAGUAAAUCCUGCCUUCUUUUAUGAAUUUGAGGUAAAUGAAGAAGGACGACUUGUUCGUGUGUUUUGGGCAGAUGCUUUAAGCAGAAAAAACUAUAAUAUUUUUGGUGACGUGAUUUCGGUAGAUGCAACGUAUACCACCAACCAGUAUAACAUGAAAUUUGUGCCAUUUACUGGAGUCAAUCAUCACUUGCAAAGUGUUUUCCUUGGGGCAGCGUUCUUAGCCAAUGAAAAGAUCGAGUCAUAUGUAUGGUUGUUGAAGACCUUUCUUAAGGCUAUGGGUGGAGUAGCACCUCAUCUAAUCACAACAGAUGAAGAUGCGAGCAUGAUUGCUGCUAUUGCUGAGAUUCUACCAAAUACAGCUAAUAGAUUUUGCAUGUGGCAUAUCAUGGAUACGACCGAGAACUCAGAUGAUUUUGAGUCACAAUGGAAUUCUAUCAUGACAGAUUAUGGACUCGUGGGAAAUGAUUGGUUUUCUAAUAGGUUUGCCAUUCGUGAAUCAUGGAUUCCGGAACAAAUUCUAGCUGCAAGAGACCAUUGCUUUAUUCAAGGUAUUUCAGAGUGUGAAGAUAUAAAAUAUUUCACAAUCAACAGCCAAUCUGGAAAAGAGCGAGUUGUUCAGAUGAACAAGUCAAAUAUGUUUGUGUUGAUCAGAUAUUUGAUUUUGCAGAGAAGUGUUCUUUGA